Molecule: messenger RNA, 4436 nt
Organism: Maniola jurtina (meadow brown)
Lineage: Eukaryota; Metazoa; Arthropoda; Insecta; Lepidoptera; Nymphalidae
Exons: 2
Coding region: 21-3752 (1243 amino acids)
Biological process (GO): telomere maintenance; DNA repair
Molecular function (GO): DNA helicase activity
Source: RefSeq, a predicted model, not a curated record
ACAGUACUAAUCCUAUCGGAAUGUAUGUGCACGACGAUAAUGAAACUCGCGAACGACAAGCCCAAAAUCUAAAUCUAGAUAUGCAAGUGAUUCGUUCAAUAACAAAUUUUAUGCACAAUGUAAAUCCAUACAUUGAAUGUUUCAAACGGUUAAAUCGCGAAACAUCCGAAAAUGCUCACAUUAUUUUUGAACAAACGUCACGUAGCUCGCAUGGAAAUAUUCUAGGAGAUUUGCCAUUAGGCAGGGAAGUGGCCGCCAUUAUUAGAACAGAAGUAGAACAAUUCACUCCUCAUUGUAUCGCUAUUUGGAAAGAAGGCCACCGUAGCCCCCACACAGUUGAUAUUUUACAUCCGUGUUAUGAAAGUUUUCAAUAUCCUUUACUGUAUCCAUAUGGUAACCCCGGUUGGUACCCAAAUAAAUUAGACAACAAAGGCAGUAAGCUGACACAAUUAAAGUACAUUAGGUGCUUAUUACUUUCAGAAUCGCGAUUUUCGGAAUUUAAUCGUCUCUCAGAGGAGUGGAUUAUAGAUAUGUUUAAUAGGAUUUCUGAUGAACGCUUACGCUAUAUUAGCAAUAUGCAGACUAAAAAUUCCGAUUCUGCUUUAAGGUCAGCGCCUCUUCAUGAAAUUGAAGCAUUAAAUAAUGACGAAACUAUUCAAGGCGAAGGUGGUGUUGUCCCUGGAAAAAUAUAUCUCCCGUAUAGUUUUACUGGGAGCCCCAGAUACAUGAAAUUAAAGUAUCUGGAUUCCAUCGCUUUAGUGAAUAGAUUAGGACAACCUUCUUAUUUUAUUACAAUUACUUGCAAUCCGAAUUGGGUUGAAAUUAAACAGUCGGUCCCUUCAGGACAAAAAGCUAACCCAUUAAUUUGUGCCAGAGUUUUUAAUUUAAAAUUAGCACAAUUAAUUAAAGAUAUCCGUUCCGGAAAAUGGUUCGGAAACUUUGUAUAUCUCAUGCACGUCAUUGAGUUUCAGAAAAGAGGCCUACCUCACGCACAUAUUUGUUUCCGAGUUGAAGGCGGAGGCCCGGUACAUAAUACCGAUAUUGACAAAUUUGUCAGGGCUGAUAUACCUAAUCCAUCUGAAGCCGAAGGGAGGUUGCGCAAAGCUGUACUUGAUCACAUGAUCCACGGCCCUUGUGGCCCUUCUAAUAGAACUGAUCUUCCUUGUUGGAAUGAUGAAAAAAAAAAAUGCUCAAAAUUUUUUCCAAAAUGUGAAACAAACACUACCUUCUGUGAUGAUAGAGGCUUCAUCAAUUUAAAACGCAAUAGUAAAAACGAAGCCGAAAUAACAUACAGAGGUAGAAAAAUUAAAAUUAAUGAUCGUUGGGUAGUUCCAUAUAACGCCGCCUUACUCCUUAAGUACGAUUGUCAUCUUAAUGUCGAAGUGUCCACAGCUACUGCCGUUGUCAAGUACUUAUUUAAAUAUAUUACGAAAGGCGCUGAUCAUUCUCGCGUAGCAGUUGUUUUGGAUGAAAAUCGAAAUGACGAAAUCGAAAACUACGUCACUAAAAGAUAUUUAGGUUCCUGCGAAGCGACGUGGCGUAUUUUAGAAUUUGAUUUGGUUUGCCGCGAACCGAAUAUAAAACAACUCGCUGUUCAUCUGGAAGGGCAACAAUACGUUUAUUUCAAACCCGGGACUGAAACGGAAGCUGCAAAUAGAACGACGUCAGAUUUGAUAACAUAUUUUAAUCGACCUGCUGGGUUAAAUUUUGACAAUUUAACGUACCAAGAUUUUUACGAAAAAUAUAUUAUUCACGCCACACGUCCCCGAACUAAAAACGUCGAAAUUUUAGAAACUUCAAAUAACCGGUUCGUAACCCGGCGACAACGAGGCGAACUCGUGGCGCGAUUAUUUUUCGUUGCACCAAAUAGAGGUGAACAAUUUUAUUUGCGUCUUUUAUUAGCUUCAUAUCCCUGUCGUAGUUACAGAGACCUUUUAAAUUUGGGUGGUCCAGAUUGCAUGACGUUCCAGGAAGCUGCCAAAACGGUCGGGCUCGCGAACGAUGAAGCUGAGUACGAAAAAGCUAUGACUGAGGCUUGUGCUUUUUUCACUGGACCGCGUCUGCGUAACUUUUUCGUUCUUUUGGCUGUGAACGGUAUUCCAGUCGCGUCUCUCUGGUCAAAAUUCCGCAAUCAAAUCAGUGAAGAUUUCAUCCAUCGUCAACCCGAUGAUAUUGACCGCGCGUAUCAUUCAUGUCUUGUAAUAAUCGAUCGCCUUUUGAGAAGACACGGUACGUGUCUAAUCGAGCAGGGUUUGCCAGACGUCGCCGACGAAACGACCGAGUUAGGGCGCGAGCAAACAGAAUAUAACAGGAAUGUUUUGAAAAACUUUGUCAAUGAUUGGUUACCUAAAUUAUCACCGGAACAAAAUGAAAUAUUCGAGUAUGUAAAUAAACUGGUAACCAAUCAAAACUUUCGGGAAAGUCAUAACAGCGCAAUUUUCAUUGACGGCCCCGGCGGCACCGGUAAAACAUUACUUUUAAACGUUAUUACUGCACAUGUUAGGGGUAAUUUAAACGGUAUUGUUUUAUGCACUGCAUCGUCGGGUAUCGCCGCGCAAAAUCAUGAAAAUGGUACAACCGCACAUAGCAUGUUCCGGUUUCCACUAAAUCUUGUAGACGAUCUUGGGUAUUGGAAUAUUACAAACGGUUCGCAAAGGGCAGAACUAAUACUCAAUGCGAAUCUAAUAAUUUUUGACGAAGCUCCGAUGGCUCACAAAUGGCUAAUUCAUUUAUUAGAACGAUCUUUACGCGAUCUAACAAAAAUCGACAAAAUUUUUGGUGGAAAAAUUAUUAUUUUUGCAGGUGAUUACCGCCAAAUUCCACCAGUAGUAGUUGACGCAAAACACAAUUCGGACGUUUUCAAUGCAUCAGUUAAAUCAUCACCUAUUUGGCAAAAAUUAAAAACAUUCUCUUUGGUAACGUCACAAAGAUGUAGAGAUGACUCCGAAUUUUCUGAAUUUUUACUAAAAUUGGGAUCAAAUCAAUUAACUUCUGUAACUUUGCAUACAAACCGAACUGUUGAAAAUUUAGUAAAUCUCUCAAUGAUUUCAUUUGUUUCUAAAUUAGAUGAUUUGAUUGAUUUUGUUUAUCCAAAUGUCAUAUUAACUGAACCUGAUGUUUGCGUUCACAGGGCUAUAUUAUCAACUCAUAAUGCAAGCGUAUACGAAAUUAAUGCUAAAAUAUUAGAACUUUUACCUGAAGACCCUUUGCAUUUUUACUCGAUAGAUGAAGUAGUAAGUGACAACGCGGACCAAAUCUUUCUAGGUGUCGACGCUUUAAACCGAAUGCAGCCAAAAGGAAUACCGGAACAUGAUUUAACUUUAAAAGUAGGAUGUGUGUGCAUGGUUAUACGAAAUUUAAAUUUUUCCGAUAAAUUAGUGAACGGGACCAAAGUCAUUGUAGUAAAUACGUCUCCUCGCCUAAUAACCGUUCGCAAGCCAGGACUAUCCGAUGAUUAUUUAAUACCAAGAAUUAUUUUUAAAGCGCCCGUCGAGCCAGGUAGCCCUAUCGAAAUGUGCCGCCGUCAAUUUCCAUUACAAGUUUGUUACGCAAUGACUAUUCAUAAAUCUCAGGGUCAAACAAUAUGCCGUGUUGGGGUAGACUUGCGUUCGGAUGUUUUCAGUCACGGCCAACUUUAUGUCGCUCUUAGCCGCGCUCAACAUCGACAAAAUAUCAAAAUACUUGUAAAUGAAGAACGCGUUAUAAACGGCAACCCGCUCGCAAAUAAUGUAGUUUAUCCGCCGUUAUUGUAAAUACAGACAGCUUUCUGAAAAUUGUUCACCACGUCAGAUGGCAAAUCAAGAAUCAUGAUUAUAUUUUUUAAAUUUAGUUAUAAAAUCAAAAUCAUGUUGAAAUAGCAACUAUAUUGCGCGUUUUUUAUAUUUUAUUUUUUGCAUAAGUAGUUAGUUUAUAGUUUACAUUUACACACAUGCACUGUGUUACUAUUCACCGAAAUGAAAUUAAAGAUUUGAAAUUGGAUCAAUUACUGAAGUAAAUUACUUUGCUUGUGUAUUUAUGAUCUGUUUGUAAAUGAUGGACAAUAUAGUGAGGACAGUACUGAAAUUUAUCAUAGCACAUGUUGGGUAUGGGAAUAACAAUAUUCGUUAAUCUUUGUGUUAAACAAUAUUAUUAAUAUUUGCAAUGCAACUGACUUGUGAACUCCUUUGAAUCGGAACUGAUGAGGUUAGAAUUGCUGUAAAAGGAUCCGAAAGAUGAUAGAAGGCUGUGUACAGUGUGGAUGAGUGAUUGUCCAGUGAGAACGCGUGGUCAGUACUUUCCAGGACGCAGCAGACCGGGAAAUGAGGAAGAUGAGUUAAAGUGACGGGGAACUUACCAUUUUUGAACUCAGGAUUCGCAAACGCGAAUGUGAUGUUGUAUUCAAGAGUAACUACUUAUAGACUUGGAGCCGAGAAGUUUAUUCCAUGUAUGUAUUUUAA